AUGCAAAAGCUGCUACGAACACAAACACUGAAGCUUGUGACCAAACAUAACUACGCGAAAUUCUGUUACGAUUUCGUCAGUGCUCAGGACGACAUCGAAUUGCCAUCAAUGCGUUGCAUCAUGUCAUCGUUUACAGUGGCUGUUCUAAUAAUCGCUUCAUCAGGUGAUUGUGCCAGUAACUCAUUUCAAGCCACGGUCCUAGCGGGAGAGGCCCGUGACCUCGACGAUGUUCUUGCCUUACCUAAGGAUACGUUGUCUCUACUUUUCAUGGGAGAUACUCAGUACCAUUACAAAUGUGAACCAACAAACGUUAGAUGCAAGAUGGCCUCGAAAAAUUGUCGGAAAAGCAACGAACUAGACUAUUAUUUGCGGCCCGGACCAUCGUUGAACGAAACAGCUCAUGCAGGGCAGAAGAGAUGUAUUAAGAUUGAGAGCCGAUACGCAAAUCGAGUGCAGAGGCAGGCUCUGGAUCGCUUGAUAAGCAGAAUGCGAUAUCCUCCAUCGGCUCUAAUCAUCGAUGGAGACCUAACUGACUUCGGUCACCUAGACCAAUGCAAAGAGUUUCAGGCAGGUUGGAUGAGGUCGUUCGGUGUUCCAAUCCUUAUCGGUCUGGGCAAUCACGACUACGAGAACAACGUCAACGACUGCGCCUUCAACUUCUGUGCGCACACUAUGAUGACGUGGUUUACGAACUACGGUAAGAAUAUGUCACUAGAAUUGGACUACCGUCGAUGGGUGAAAUCCGCGUUUGAUGUCACGUAUGACGGAUCUUUUGCAUACUCGACGAGGGUCUGCAGCGUAACUGGAAAAAACUGUGCUCAAGUAAUUCAACUAAAUAAUGCCGUCGAUUACGAAACAAGGUUUUCAUCACUUUUCGUUGACUGGAAAGUGAAUUCAGCAAUGGAUUUUCUCAAAAGAGAAUUAAAGCUGCUGAAGGAUAUGGACAUACCGAUUCUAAUCAAUAUGCAUCAGUGUGAAGGAACUCGCCUGGAAAAAAUGCGGGAGACGAUUGCUGACUGGAUUUACGAGACGAGAGCGCUAGGACAACGGAAAAGGGUAGCCGUAUUUUUUGCGCAUUUACAUUCGUUGCACGAAGUAAAGACGAUGUGCCUUCACGGCGUCACUGUCCCAUUCGUCUACGUCGGUUCUGUUCCUAACAACAGGUUCGUCGCAUAA
Messenger RNA from Angiostrongylus costaricensis, 1176 nucleotides. NCBI's taxonomy places the organism in Eukaryota, Metazoa, Nematoda, Chromadorea, Rhabditida, Metastrongylidae. The record is from the annotation of a GenBank genome assembly.